ACAGAAUAAGUACUGAAAAAGCCAUGAUGAACUUUAAGUGCACAGUUUAUAACAAAGCUUUAAAAUUCAAAUUCACUCAUAUAAUUCUCUAAAAAUACCUCACAUGCCAACCUAGGAAGUAAUCAAAGCUGACAAUGUUAACUUAUAGAAAACAAAAACGUGAUACGCAACAAGCAGCUUUCUUGAGACAUAAGUAGCAAUGCAGAGAUUUACAUUUUACAUGUACAUAAUCUCCUUAUGUUCUCAUUUCUUAUGAUCACAGGGCAGAGGGAGUACUGGGACCAAAGCUUGUAAAAUGUAUCUCACUGCUUUACUUUGCUGUAAGGCAGCAGCAGUGCUAACCUCUGAGCCACUGCACUGUCUAUAUGUACAUGUACAAGAUGUCUGGGAAUCUAUGAGGUUUAGAGUAUUUGUAGUUAAAUAGCAGCUCUUGAAUCUUAUUUGCUUACUUCUGUAUUACUUAAAAAUAUUCAUUAGUCCUCCUGGUACAGCUGAGGUUGGAUUCAGGAACAAACUGCAUUGAGACCCUCCCAAAAUUAGUGGCAAUUUUUGGAUGGUGAGUCAAUUAUAUAUACUCGGGGCCUUGAAUUAAUUGGAACUAAUGAUGAAAAAUCACCAAUUUGUCCCAUUUCAUCUGUUCACCUCAGUGUGAGCAUGCAUUAUUCCUCCUCAACUUUCCUGUUCCUUCCUUCUGUUCAUACUGAGAAGCUUUAAAAUUAAACUGUGGCGUUUACACACACAUAAUGCAGAUUUGUUAAAUAUAUAUUUACAUACAUGUUUUUCAUAGGUUAUGUGUAAGAAUAGUAUUUAGAGGUAGCCUAACUUGAGUUUCACGUGUAGAGUAUGUGCAAGCUGUGAACAGUGACUAAUGUCCUACAAAGACCCUGAAACUUCAAGACUCUUUAACUAUCUUUAGCCAUCUGACAGGUUACUUUUUUCAGUAAUGGUGAAAAUGCAUACAUUUACAGCUUACAACAAAAGUGGCUUUAUUAGGAGGUAAGCAUUUCCUCUAAUCCAGUAGGUAUUUCCUCUAAUCCGGGAGGAGAGUGUUUAAAUAAACCACUAUGGAGGCUGAGGGUCACAGAAUGAGGUAAACACCAGCUUGGCUGUCUGCAUAUUUUUUACUCGCACAAUCUAACACUUAGUCAGGCCGUAGGAAACACACCUUCACAGGUAACAGGUGUGAAGUCGAAUCCAUAGGUUCCUACAAUCAAGACCAUCAGCAGUAGAUCAAAAUGAUUUUUCUAAUGGACCUCCAGAUGAUGCUGCUGGAUGUGAUUUACUUCAUCCUGCGCAACUCUGUACGGGUUGUCAUGCGCCCGCGCACCAAGCCAAUUGAUGGCGAGCUGGUGCUGAUCACCGGAUCAGGUGGCGGCCUGGGUCGUCUCUUUGCUCAGGAGUUCACCAAGCAUGGGGCAGAGGUGGUGCUGUGGGACAUCAACGGCACUUUGAACGAGCAGACAGCCAAGCUGGUGCGUGAGAUGGGGGGUAAGGCGCACACCUACACGGUGGAUGUGACCAACAGGGAGGAUGUGUAUCGCAACGCAGAGCUUGUGCGAAAGGACCUGGGCCGGGACGUUACAAUGCUGGUGAACAACGCUGGAGUGGUGGCUGGGGAGCGCAUGUUAGACUGUCCCGAUGAACUGAUAGAGAGGACCAUGAAAGUCAACUGCCAUGCACUCUUCUGGACAGUGAAGGCCUUCCUCCCUCAGAUGAAGGCCCAGAAUCAUGGACACAUUAUCACCAUCGCCAGCAUCCUUGGUCUCUUCAGCACAGCUUGUGUCGAGGAUUACUGUGCAAGUAAGUUUGCUGCAGUCGGCUUCCACGAGUCUCUGGCCCAUGAGCUGCUGACUGAGGAGUUUGAAGGAGUGAAGACUACUCUUGUGUGCCCCUAUAUCGUGGACACAGGCAUGUUUGAAGGCUGCAAGAUACGGGAGGAAGUGGAACUGCUCCUACCCCCUCUGGAGCCCCAGUACUGUGUUGAGCAGGCCAUGAAUGCCAUCCUGAUAGACCAACCAUUAGUGUGCAUCCCUCGCCUCACAUACCUGCCUUUUCUUUGCAGAGCAUUGUUGCCAUGGGAAUCCAAUGUGGUUACGUAUCGUUUCAUGGGGUCCGACAGGUGCAUGUACCCCUUCAUUGACGCCAGGAAGAAACAAAUGUCUAAUACCCCCGUUACGGUUGCAUAACCGUACCUAAGUACAGUUAAGACAACUUUUGGGAGUCAGAACCUUAACAUUUAUAUCAAAUUUUCUUUGCAAAAAAAUGAAAUAAUAAAAAAUAAAAUCCUUCUGCUUGUUUGGACAGCAGUGGGCCAAACUGCCCAGCUAUACAGCCAGGAUUCAAUAACAUACAGAUGAUCUGAAGUAAUGCAAAGGCCAGUCGGAGGGGGCUUUAGAUCUUUAGACUGAUCAUUCAGAAGUGUGUAAUAGAUGACGACUCAGCCAAGUGGUCAUCAGCAUUCCAAAAACAUUUAAAUAAUGUUCAGAUGAAGUUUAAAGUCCCUUCAAACUGUUUUCACCAAUGAUAUAAUAAAAUACUGAACAGUGACUGAAUGCUGGACUGGCCAAAAGGGGAAUAGGAGUGUCUUUAAUAUCUGUAAAUUAAUAAUUUACCAGAUUAUUGUGCUGUAUUAUGUUAACCUAAAAUAAAAUAAUUGCAAACCACUA
Sander lucioperca (pikeperch) is the source of this 2666-nucleotide messenger RNA. RefSeq names its product retinol dehydrogenase 10-A. The transcript has 5 exons. Gene Ontology annotation, molecular function: oxidoreductase activity, acting on the CH-OH group of donors, NAD or NADP as acceptor. The coding region runs from base 1236 to 2186 and encodes 316 amino acids. Gene Ontology annotation, cellular component: lipid droplet. The record is from RefSeq and is a predicted model, not a curated record. Lineage: Eukaryota; Metazoa; Chordata; Actinopteri; Perciformes; Percidae.